AUGUUGCAACCACAAACACCCAUCUCAAAUUUUGAUCAUUACCACUCCUCGAUCAACAGUGGCAUCGACCGCUCAGUUCCUUUCUCUCCAAUGAGUCCUUUCGACUCUCGUAAAAAUCCCUUGUGCCGUGAGUUGGGGAAACUAUUCCAAUAUGAGUUUUUGAUCACUCCCGAAAAUUUAUUUCCCGUGUUUUUGGGCAAAGCCAAUGAUUUGGUACGGCUUUUAUGCUAUCAGGAUUUUGGUAAUAGUUUCACCAAACAACAAGCUGCUUCAACACUUCUCAAAUACCAACGUGAUGACUUCCAAUCCGUAGAUGAAGAUAUCUUUGAAGCAGAGAUCAUUCCGAGUUUGUGUGAGUUGUUGAAUAUUCAAGCCUUUGAUGCUUUUCAAAACGUCAACACUACAACGGAGAACAACAAUUGCACUCUCGACAUGUCUAAUACCAGUAAUAAUAAUAAUUAUUUGCCUGAGUCUAUCCAGCAAUACGUUAGCUCUGAACCAAAUGAUAUACAGUUCAGUUCUUAUGCCAUUUCUGAACAGGAUCAAGCUAUUCUCUCUCCACCUCGGCAUGAAAGAGGAUCCACAAUUGUACCUUUUGAUCUAAACGACAUUGACAUGCUGACUAGAAUAUUUCAUCACAUUAUUCGAACCAGUAGAAAGCUGUUUUGGAUUCUCAAUAUUCGAACACAAUCUGAAAAAUCUUCCAAGUUUCAAGAUUUAGACUUUACAAAUCUAUCAAUAACCAUGAAGCGCCAUCCUGUCCUGAGAAAUGAAGCAUCUCAUUAUCUAAAGAAACUGAAAGCCAUUCGAAACGAAUGGGCCCAUUUCAUUCACAAAAACUCACAAGUUCCUUCGGAUCAAAUGAAUAAGGCCUUUAUUUAUUCCCUCAGAAUAUACAAUGAGUAUUUGGCAGUGAGUAAAACAGCUCAAAGCAUGAAAGCGAUUGAAUAUGCCGAAAAAAGAAGUCACUCAAUGUCUGAACUUCAGCUAACAUACAAGCAUUUGAAACAAAAGAGAAAUUGGACUUCUUCAAUAGUCAACAUGUUCUAUAGGAAUGCAGAACAAGGAGAUUUAGAAGCCAAUGCAAACUCUACACUUUUACAAGUUUUGAAACAAGUGAUACAAAAGCUGGAACAAGAUCCCAAUUCAUCCGAAGCCAGACUCUACCAAAAUGCAUUUCUACUCGAUUUCAUCCCUCAAUCACCACAAUUGUUUUCAUGUCUCAAAGAAUUACGAGAACAAGAUCUUACUCAACAACAAAUCAUGUACUACGAACUUAACAACAAGUAUCAAUUAUUACUCCAAGAAACACAAGCGGCCACUAAGAGCAUCAACCCAUAUUAUUUGAUCGAUCAGCGUUUCAUUGACACGAAAACAUUUUUUGCAUCGGUCGUGGUAGAAUUACAACAAACUAAGGAUCCAAGACAUAGGACCUUUUUAAAUGCAUUUUGCUUGUAUUUGGUAAAAAAGGCUCUUAAAAAGCUAAGAGAAGAGCAUGUACAGGUUUCUGACUCGGCAAUUCAAGAGUUUUUACAAAAAAGAGCCAUAUUGAAUGAUGAGAACACUUUUUCCCAAGUUUUGGAAGGAGAAAUUAAGAAACAAUCUCAAAGAUUUAGAAUGUUUUGGUUGGUAUUGGCUAAUGGAAUGUAUCACUGCUGCAACAACAGUUUACAUAUCGCAAUUUUGAACUUUGCCUGGUGUCAGAGCUGUCUAGAAGAUCCCACAUUCCUUAAUUAUCCGAACAUGAAAACACCCUUCGAAUAUACGGUACGAAUUUUUAUUGAACGAUGCACCUAUUGGUUAUCCGAAGAAAUUUAUAGAACCUCUUUCACUCAUUUGAAUAUUAAUGCAGUGAAACAUCUCAUUCAUUAUUGCUUGGUGUGUUGUAGAAAAUUUUCAAAUUUCGACAUGUCACAAUCAUACUCAAUGGUAGCAGACACUCUUUCCAGAGCUCUCAACAAUCAAGAGAUUGUGAACCAACUUAAUGAGGAAGAUGUAUUACUUGUUCAUUCACUCUAUUAUCAAAAAAGCGCACUGGACAUGUCUCACAUGCUCAAACCAGACAUUAAUGUUUUUCUUGAUCAGGAUAAGCAAUCAAGAAUUUCAAUUGCUGACGAAGCAAGAAUGCGCUACCAAGAAGCAUUUGAUCGUUUAUUUGCUCAUUAG
Molecule: messenger RNA, 2166 nt
Organism: Naegleria lovaniensis
Lineage: Eukaryota; Heterolobosea; Eutetramitea; Acrasida; Naegleriidae
Exons: 1
Coding region: 1-2166 (721 amino acids)
Source: RefSeq, a predicted model, not a curated record